CUCAGUGUCAAAGAGAAACAUAAAACUUAAAGUUUGUAAUUAUUGAUUGGAUGAUUCAUGAUAGAAAGUCUAUAUAAAUCAGUUUGGAGCAGAUUCUUGAAAAUGAUUCAAUAUGUUUUCAUCCUUAUGGUUUACCUAUCAAAGGGGUUUUCAGAUAACAUAGACAUCAGUGGUCAAAAUCAUUUGAAGAUUGUUAAUACUGGAGACCGUGUUGAUUUCACUUGUAUGUUUCCAAGAGUAACAAGAUUAAGUGUUGGGUGGAUCAAGGUUAGAGUUGGAGAGAAGCCACGUCUGAUUGCUUCAAUAAAUCGAGCUUUAACUCUAAUGGUUGAAAAUGACUUUAAAAACCUUGCCCGCUUUACUGUAGUAAAGGAUGAUGGUAGUUUCAAUCUGAGUAUUUUAAACAUAGAAGAGUCAGACACUGCAACAUACUAUUGUUUUAAAUUUAACUUUAAAUUAACCUUUGAGGAGGGCACGGAUCUCAUUGUUAAAGCUGGAUUUCAGAAACCUGUAAUAGAUCCAGUGGAGCAAGAAGACUCUGCAGUGGCCAUGCAAUGUACAAUUCUUACUCAGAGCUGUGCAGGAGAUCAGAAUGUUUACUGGUUCAGACAUGAAUCUGAAGAGUCUCCUCCUGGAAUUAUAUACACUCAGGAACGCAGGAAAGGACAAUGUAUUAUGAGUUUUAAUGAUAACUCAACCGCACAGAAAUGUAUUUACAAUCUCCCCAAGAACAAAGUCAGUCACUAUGAUGAUGGAAUUUACUAUUGUGCUGUGGCCUCAUGUGGGGAGAUACUAUUUGGAGAUGGAAGAAAAGCUGAUUUACACAUUACAGACACCUUUAAGGGGUUUCAAACACUUUGGAGUACAAUUACCCUGGUGUUAGCAACUUUAAACAGUUUAUCAGUGAUUGUGAUUAUGUUUCUGAGCACAGUGUUGUACAAGCAAAAGCAAAAAGUAGGGAUCCACAACACUCCGCCUGGUCAGCUGAUGAAUGAAAACACAGAUGCUUUGAAUUACACAUCCAUCAGUUUUCGACCUGAGCCUUCCACCUCCAAAAUGUCCAGAAGAACAAAUUCACAAGAUAAUAAUUCAAUAUAUACACAUGUAAGCAUGGCCGCGGGAAGUGGGGGUGCUGCGGGUGCUGCGGGUGCUGCAGCACCCCCUGUUGGCGAGAGGGAGAUUUUUAAAAAUGUUUAGAUGGGUUGCUCGGCGACGUCAUUAACUGGUUGCGAGAGGCAGAAAGAAAAGACGUUGCUUGUGUUGUAGGCUAGCUGUGUCUGUAAGUCAAAAUGCAAAGGAGUUGUUGUGUGGAUAAUAGUACCAACAGAGUCAGUGCUGGGUGCCUGAUGUUAACAUACCAGUAAAUGCGACUAUUACGUUACUAGCCCAACAUUAUAAUUCAUACAUGUAUCACAGUAACACUGCAAAAAUAAAGACAGAAAAACAGUUCCAACUAAAAUCAAGUUUUAUUUAUAUACAAACAAUAAAGAACGCUUCAAUAAUUAAGGUUGUUGCAGUAGCGGAUCAGCUCACCAAUCGGGCUUUCUGCCUCCUGGAUGCUCGCGCACCCUGUAAUGUUUGUAAACCGGCAACCCCGUCUAUAUAUUACUUAUAACUAUUUUAGGAAAUUAUUUUUGACACACGUAGGUUAUUACGUGUAUUUUGGAUUUUAAUUUCUCCGUGGCCUCAUCCGAGCGCACUUCUCCGCCUUGCGUCUUUUGAAGACAUGGGUAUACGCACUCACCAGAACCCAGAAAAGACUCACACACUUUUGGCUGAUGCAUGCCCACACAGAAAUUCUAAACUCCCUGGCCCUGGGCAUUCGUCCCCUCAUGAGAGACUUUGGACUUUAUUAUACAACCGGCGCAAUGCGCGAGGCGAGUGUCUUUUGCUAGAGUAAAGAGCGCGUUGAUAAUAUGCGCAUAUUAACGGGAUGACAACGCGGGUUUGUUAUCACAUACAUGAAUGCGAAGCAUCACAAACAUAAAUGAUGACCGAUUACGACGUUAGAAGGCGCAAAGAGCUGCUUCAUCUGUAGCUAAGUAAAUAAAUGAUUUGCUUUUAAACAAAUGCAUCUAUUUUUAAAUGCUUCCCCACGAAUGUAUUGUAUAUGACUCUUUACCUGUGGAUAUGGUGAAAUGAGAACGUUUGUAAAUUCUUUAUCUCUUGUUUGUAACAAAUAAAGUAUUUUUAGAGUACAAAUAUAUAAAGCCUAAUAUAUUCUAAAAAUGUAAUUAUACAGCAUGUAUUUCUUUAUAAAAGUAUACAAUAUCAGAACUAAACCCAUUAUUAUUUUUGUUCAAUGUAUGAAUUAUUUAUAAGUAAAAAAAGGCCAGCGAUAGUACUACUAUUUAGUAAAAAAAGGUCUAUCUAGGUAUGUAAUUGUGAGAAUAUUUUACCACUGUUAAUCGACGUGUGAUCCUAACUUAGAAACGAAAGUAAAAUAUGUUCGUCUGAACAUUGAAAAUUUUGAAGUUUAUUUAAUAUUAUAUGUUGUUAUAAUAUUAUAUGUUGUAUGUAAAUAUAUAUAUGUAAUGUAUGUCUGAAGUUGUAACGAAAGUAAUUUCCCCUGGAAUUGUUAUAAGUAUUUCUGCUUCUGAUUAAUAGCGCAAAUAUUAAUCUGAUGUCUGUGCGUUUCAGACCCUGCUGUGUGCACUAAAGUGUAUAUGACAAUAAAGUAGUGUGAAACUCAAUGUAUUUAUUUUUAAAAUGUAUUUUAAAUAGGCCUAUAGGCUCAUAGGUUUUUUGUAAAAAAAAAAAAAUUCACAGCACCCCCUGUUCAAAAUGACUUCCAGCGGCCCUGCAUGUAAGAUGUCAUUGAAUUUUACUAAAAUUAAGUUUUAUUCAUGUGUCUUGAAAGUUAAAAAAAAAUUAGGGGCUUAAGCCUAGUUCAAGAAGAACCUUUUUUGGUUUCUCAAAGAACCAUUUCUUUUAUACCUUCUUUUAUACCUCAUAUGAAGAACCUUGUUUCACCUUAAAAGAACCUUUUGUAAAACAGAAAUGUUCUUUAGAUGUUCUUCUAUGGCAUCGCGAAGCACUUUUAUUUUUAAGGUGUACUGUAUCUUUAAUAUAUCUGCCAUUGUUUUGUCUCAGCAUGCACAUCAUUAAAUGUUUUGCAAGCUAUGUUUGUAAAAACUACUUAAAUGUCCUAAUAUAUAAGAACUAGAUUUAUCUAAGCCCUCUCCUGAAAAUUUCCCCUUACAGUAAUAGUAAAAAUGAUGGUAAGCAGGUAA
Misgurnus anguillicaudatus (oriental weatherfish) is the source of this 3233-nucleotide messenger RNA. NCBI's taxonomy places the organism in Eukaryota, Metazoa, Chordata, Actinopteri, Cypriniformes, Cobitidae. The record is from RefSeq and is a predicted model, not a curated record.